This is a messenger RNA of Pimephales promelas (fathead minnow), 3059 nucleotides long. It is a transcript of the gene prpf3, whose product is annotated as PRP3 pre-mRNA processing factor 3 homolog (yeast). Gene Ontology annotation, biological process: mRNA splicing, via spliceosome. NCBI's taxonomy places the organism in Eukaryota, Metazoa, Chordata, Actinopteri, Cypriniformes, Leuciscidae. Gene Ontology annotation, cellular component: U4/U6 x U5 tri-snRNP complex. The record is from RefSeq and is a predicted model, not a curated record.
CAUUUACCAACAACUUCCGUUUCCGUUUCGCCAUUGGAAAACGUUCAGCGAACACCGUGGGAACAGAAAAGUCUAGAAAUAUUUCAGUUCUUUUUCCUCCCCUUAUUUACACAACUACCGGAUUCAUUUUAUUUUAGUUAUUUGGUGUGGAGGAAGAAAAGACGAGCAUUUUAGAUACCGAGGAAACUUGCCAGUUCGCUGUAAAACAGCUGAAUAAAGUUAGAGAUAUUUCUUCAGUAUGUCUCUCCCCAAGCGUGAGGUUGAUGAGCUGAGGCCAUGGGUGGAACGCACAGUAAAGAAGGUCCUUGGUUUUUCUGAACCCACUGUGGUGACAGCAGCGUUACACUGUGUGGGAAAAGGCCUGGACAAGAGAAAAACCACAGACCAACUAAGACCGUUUCUUGAUGAUUCAGCAAGCAGCUUUGUUGAGCGUCUGUUUGAAGCUCUUGAGGAAAGCAAAAACUCCCGUGGCAAUAAAGGAGCUGGAGAGAAGAACCGCAAAAGGGAACUAAAGGAAGUGUUUGGAGAUGAGGUGGAAGGAGUAAAGGAUGGACACAGUGUGGAUACAGGGGUAAAGAAGAAGAGAGUACCUCGCUUUGAGGAGGUGGAUGAACCAGCUGUUUUACCUGGACCCCCUACAGAGAGUCCCGGCAUGCUUACCAAGAUGCAGAUAAAGCAAAUGAUGGAAGCAGCCACACGGCAGAUUGAGGAGAGAAAGAAACAGCUUAGUAUUGUGGCUCCUGUCUCACAGCCUAGAAUGACUCAAUCUCAGACGGACUCUAGUUCUACACGUUCCAACCUCCCAGCGGGGGGUGCCACGCAGUCCAUCGCUCCCUCUCAGGCUGCUAACUUCAUGAAUGACGCUAUAGAGAAAGCCCGCAAGGCAGCUGAGCUGCAGGCCAAGAUCCAAUCCACACUGGCCAUGAAACCAGGAAUUCUGGGUGCUUUGGGCAACACAGGGCCACAUAACCUGGUAGCCUUGGCCAACCUGCAUGCCAUGGGCAUCGCACCACCUAAAGUGGAGCCUCGUGAGAUUACAAAGCCAACUCCCCUCAUUCUGGAUGAGCUUGGACGAACUGUUGAUGCCAGUGGGAAAGAAGUUGAGCUCACACAUCGUAUGCCCACUCUAAAAGCAAACAUCAGAGCAGUGAAGAGGGAACAGUUUCGGCAGCAGUUAAAGGAAAAACCCAGCGAUGACCUUGAAUCAACGUCUUACUUCGACUCACGUGUGGCCCUUACACCUGCACAGAGAGCCAAGAAAGGCUUUAGGUUCCAUGAACAGGGGCGCUUUGAGAAGAUCGCCCAGCGUAUUCGGACCAAGGCUCAGCUGGAGAAGCUACAGAUGGAGAUUGCUCAGGCUGCCAAGAAGACAGGCAUACAGGCCUCCACUAAACUUGCUCUUAUUGCCCCCAAGAAAGAGAUGGGAGAAGGCGAGAUUCCUCGUAUAGAGUGGUGGGACUCCUACAUCUUGCCUUCCCACAUAGAAUUAACUGCGUCUACAAACUUAGAUGAGGUUGAAUUGCAUGGAGUCACCAACCUACUUGAACACCCUAUUCAGAUGGCCCCUCCAGUGGAUACAGAUAAGCCAGUGACUCUGGGUGUGUAUUUGACUAAGAAAGAACAAAAGAAGUUGAGGAGACAGACACGUAGAGAAGGCCAGAAAGAGGUGCAGGAAAAGGUCCGAUUGGGUCUUAUGCCGCCACCUGAACCCAAAGUGCGGAUCUCUAAUCUGAUGAGGGUUUUGGGGACGGAAGCUGUGCAGGACCCCACUAAAGUGGAGGCUCAUGUUAGAGCACAAAUGGCCAAGAGGCAGAAGGCCCAUGAGGAGGCAAAUGCAGCACGCAAACUCACAACAGAACAAAGGAAAGAGAAGAAGGUGAAGAAACUUAAGGAGGAUUUGAGUCAUGGAGUUCACAUUGCUGUGUACAGAAUCCGAAAUCUGUAUAACCCAGCCAAGAAGUUUAAGGUGGAGGCCAAUGCAAACCAAUUGUACCUUACUGGCACUGUAGUACUGCACAGAGACCUCAACAUUGUAGUAGUGGAGGGAGGACCCAAGUCACAGAAGAAGUUUAAACGACUGAUGCUGAGUAGGAUUAAAUGGGAUGAGCCGAAUUCCAAGAGAGAUGAACCUCAAGAUUCAGAUGAUGAGGGUUCCAGGAAGAAUAAUAAAUGCACCUUGGUUUGGGAGGGUACAGCCAAGGAACGUAGCUACGGGGAGGUUAAAUUUAAGCAGUGUCCUACGGAAAACAUGGCUAGGGAACAUUUUAAGAAGCAUGGCACCGAACACUACUGGGACUUGGCUCUGAGUCAGAGUGUUCUGGAGACAACUGACGACUGAGAUACAGACUGAACUCUGAAGAAGAAGAACAACAUAGGAAAGUGACAUGUGGACUUUACACUUUUUUUUUUUGAGAAAGAGAGAGAGGUGGAAAAGACUGGCAGAGAUAAAGAUGUAUAUGUAAAUAUAGUUUGAGUGUGUAAGAGGAUGAUUGUCUUUUGCAUACCUGCAAUAUAGGUGUGAAACAAUGCAAGGCUUAAGAAAUGAGCUAGGAUGUUUACCAUUGUGUGUACUGCUACCGAACUUCACAGUGGUGGCAGCUUGAACAAGGAUGGACACUGGUUUUGUAUCUCAGUUUUUUUAAUGUAGGCUGUGCAUUCUUUGAUGUAAUGUGUGAUUUCUACCUUGGAUCCAUCUGGUUUGAGUGCUGCAUCAUGUGUUCUUACCAUUUUGAUGCAGUCUUUUCAGUAACCAAGCCUCACCCCUGAAAUAACUUGGUUGUUACUGUGUGUAGUUUGUUACUGAUUGGACAGACAUUUUUGAGAGCAGAUACAAGACCAUUGGUUUCACUUUAACACAAACGAGUUAUGAAUGAACGGAGAAGGAUUUUUAUUUUGGUUCACCUACUCAAAUGUCCAAUAGAAAGUGAAAGAACACAUGGCUGCUUAUGUUCAUGGCACAUUUUUUUUCAUACUCUUAUCCCCCCUUUUCAUGUCAAGAAUUCAAAUGCAAAAAGUGCAACCAACCCAAAUGCAUCAUUAAAGCUUAGGUGAAAAAGAAA